AGGCACUGCAACCGGGGGACUGUAUUGGGUGGCACUUCCAUCCUCUUCCGGCGGGCCUGUUCGACGAGAAGAACAGAGAUUCUGCUGGUGGCGGUGGUGCGGAGGUUAUCGAACCAGCAGGGGACGAAUCGGGACGGGUACAGGGUGACACAGCCUCGGCCGCUGCAUGGAGCAGUUCGACUGCUCGAAUGAAAAAUGAUACAAUCCUCAGCACAUCCAUCCCGUCGCUCGUUGCGACCACAGGCAGCUGUGAGACUGUGAAUGAAGUCACUCACUUCUACUACACAGACGCGGGCCUGAAUAAGCGGAGAGCGUCGGAGUUGGCGCCGAAGCGGCUUUUCGUAGCGGAGAACUGCCUCGACGUCGCCGUGCGACAUUACCGGAUUGCGCCCCGGAUGAAGUGGUGCGAUGAGUCCGGAAAGGAACUUUUCACCAGCAGCCAAAAACGCAUCUGGACGCGCGGGUUGGUAUAGGAUUUUUGAUUCCACUUCUACUAUUGAUUGUCUAGUAUUUGCAGUGCCCGCGAUGCGUACUGUCGCAAAAGCGAGAUAUCUACUUCGGGCCCCUGCUCGAUGCGAAGUCGACAAGCGUGCUCUCCAUCAACACACCGUGAUCAUACAUUCUUGUUUCGCGCAACGAAAUAAGGCCAGAUCAUGUUAUUUGCAGGUUUUCCCUCACCAGCCGGUUGAAAGACGCGGGGUCGGAGACAAAGUUCUGGUUCACCAGGCCGGCGACCCCACUUCCCGCAACGAAGCCCGGCGUCCCCGGUGGACUCGAAGAAGACAGCACCACUGACCGCGUUCCCGCGACGGAGACGGAGUUGCAGCAGUUGCUUCCCAAACUGCAGCACAAACAGCUCUCGCUCAUCUGCGCCUACCUGCCCGAUUCCGCGGAAUACGCACCUGACUACCAGUUCGCGGUAAACGGGGUGCAGUGUCCGAAGAUAUCAGUAUCAAAAUCUCUCGGAGAUGAUGAAAACCAGCAGUACGAGAACCACUUUAUCACGAUCGGAAAUUUCGCUUGGAUGCAGUGCGUGCAGGAGCUGAUGGUCUUCCUAUCGGGAACCGACAUCGUCGGACAGCCUCAGUUUUCAGCCCCGGAUCUGGAAUACUUGCAGCGCCUGUUUGCAACGUUUUCAACAAGAAGGGCUGGCGGAUCUCUACAUCUUCCAGGCCAUAUGUUCACCCAUAGAGUAGUCUUGGACUACGAAAUUCCGCAACCGGCGCUGUGGGCCUGGGAAUGGGAGGACCACAGAGAUGAAAAUCAAAAUACGACCGAAAUGUUAAAAGCUGCAAAACCACCAAGUGCCGGUGGAAAAGUGGCGGACAUCAUCGACAUGGCUAUUUUGAAAGCCACAAGCGAAGAUACGAGAAGCCAGGAGCUUGGUCGUGCGGAGGAACGUCACUUGAAAUCACGGGCCUCGGAGCUGGAGGUCGUCGAGGUGGCAAGGACGGAUGAUCAUAGCAGCGAGAACGCGGCCCCAACUAAUCUGAACCUUGAACCUCUGACGGUCGUUGCUUCUCAACAAAACGGCCAGCGACAUCACAUUGGAAGUACUUCAAAGAUUCGGCCGUUUCUGCCUGUCACCGAUAAAAACCUUUUUGCCCUCACGACCCAAGACUUCCACAACAACGCGCUUUUGCUGGCCGCGCAGCGAAAACAGCUGGACCAGUUCCACCCGUUUGUCCAUCGAGAGUCUGCUUUGGCGUUCGUGGGUGCCGGAGUGCCCGUCGGCAAGGAUAACGCCGACAGAGUGGUCGUAUUGAAGACGGCAGGUAGUAGAACUACAGACAGCCCCGCACAGCAUAUCGCGAGAGGCCGGCUGGAGCUGUUUGACUACUACGACGGCACCAGUAGUACCCUUUCCUCGGCAGUAGAUAAAGGACAGCCGCGGAAGAGCAUAGACCAAAAAGCAAACAUCGUUGCACAAAAUCCGGAUCGGGUGCGACUGAACCCCUGGCUUGCGUACCUGAACACCAUCCAGGGCACUCUCCGCCGGAACUUUUUGAAGCUGAUGCAAAAACCGUUUCAGACGCUCCUGCAUGAGAUAAACUUCUAUCCGACGGCCGUAGUCACCGUGUGCCCGUACUUUCAUCGGUUUUUGACGGCGGGUGAAAACCAGGAAGGCCACGUAGCCGCCACAGAUAGAACUACAGAGCUUCGCAGCAGCACCACGAGCCUAGCGAACAAGCCGAGAUUUUUCCAGAUGCCUCUGAUGACCAAGAACGUGUUUCAACAACAAGGAAAAGAAUCGCAUUCGCAUGAAGUUGAAGAUCGAAAGAAGAUGGUCUCCUUUCUCCGCGAAGACCGUCCGAUAGACUUGCUGUAUGUUGGAAACAGUAUGGGGGAAAUGCAGUCGGAGCUGUUUGUUCCCAUGCCGCCGGUGACGACAAGCAGAAAAGGAGGUGAGCCUAUAAAGGUAGUCAGCACCAAGAGUGACCGUCAGCGUCCUCAGCCGAUCAGUUUCCUGCUCUUUGGGCACAAUCAGGAGCUGCUGGCGGAGAAGUACAUGCGAAUGCCAGGUGUAGUUGGUCCCGCUACUGCACCUGGUUUCGGUUCUCGUCCGGAGACGGACCAAAAUGAGGACAAUCGAGAUAUGAACGACAACACUGAGUCUGAGGAAGCCACAGGCGUGGACGCUUUAAAGCGGAACUUUCGGGAACGCCUCAACAUCGACUUACAUUUCCAUCCGAAGGCACUGCUGGAUGAACAUCAAUCGGGAAGCGAGGAGGGUCGUGUUUCCAAGCAACAGUCGAGAUCCAGUGCAGUUGCUGUAGAUGACCACACGACGACAAUUGCUGUAGAUGGCGAUCACGAUCAAGCAGACUCUUCAGAUAGACGAGGGCUACUGCUACAUCAAGAGCAACCUGAUGUUGAUCGUGCUGAAGUGGAAGCUAAAAACGCGGAGCAUUCCUACGAGAGCAAACUUCGUUUGUAUGGCAAGGCGAAGACCUGUUUCACCCACAAUCUGAUCGCCGUCGAGCCGAGGGAGACACAGUUUCUGACGAAAUGGGUCGGCUCGUUGCUGAGAAGAGCGCGACCACCACCUGCAGCUUCAGGUGGGCGGGACGGUGCUAGUGCAAAGCAAAGGCAGGAAGAGAACGACCGAGCUACAGCUACUCCGGGCACUUCUGCUGGCCGUGUAUUGUCCAAUCCACUGCUGGCAGAUUUCGUGCGGCUAAGUGGUACUUCUGAGAAAUCACAACCUGAAGAAGGUGGCGUGGCCGUUGUCGAUGAUGAUGCUUCCGUCUCCAGCACUCAAGAAUCGCAACAGCUCCCGAGCUUGGAGGACCAUGACACCUUGCGCCAUCAUGAUUUUACUUUCGCCAAACUGAUAGAAAGGACGAUACUCCUCAGCAAAAGGAGCCGCAGAAGCGCAAAUACCGGCCCAAAAAAAGCCUCUUUCAAAGAAGAAAAUUACGGGGGUACGCACAGUUCUAGUACUUUCGCAGUCAGAGAGGCUCCGAACGAUGAGGAACAAAUUCGCACGACAUUCCAACUCCCCCUCCUCGGCUACCCCUCCGGCCUUCCCGUGGCCCGGCUGCCGCAGCUGAAGGCCCGGGGCUUUGAAGCUGCGAUGGGAAGGUGUUUGAACUUGGUGUUGUUCGAUCACUGGAACGUCUUCGAGCAGUUUUUCACCCCCGGGGAGGAUUUUCUUUACGUCUUGAACAUCAACGAGGCGGUCGCAAUCGCGCGGUGGGUCAGUGAGAGUAUCUUUGGUUCUAGUUCAGGAGAGAGGAUAGAGCUACAGGCUGGUGGUGGUGGGGACGAUUAUCCAGAUCGUCAAAACGAGGACAUGCUUGUGCACCAGAAAAAUCUUCUCAGCGACCGGCAAACAAUGGAAGCAAUGCUAGAGUCAGCCUACGCACGAGCAAGCACAAACUACACGUUUGACUGGUUCGGACGGGAGUUGCCUGGACUGCUUUCCAACACUGAAGCUUCAGUAUGAAGAUGAUUGAUGAAACAGCCACGCGUAAAAGCUGUUGUUGAAGUUGUCACAUAAGUUAUAAAGAUGUUGCACUUUCAGUAGCUGUCAGGCAUGAACACGACCACCGCUGAGGUUGCGCCUGCUAGUAC
This is a messenger RNA of Amoebophrya sp. A120, 4077 nucleotides long. Lineage: Eukaryota; Dinophyceae; Syndiniales; Amoebophryaceae. The record is from the annotation of a GenBank genome assembly.